UGUGUUACCCCCACCGCCCACACAUGUCACCGGCUGGUGAGGAGGGGGUGAUGAAGAGCCCAGUGUGUGAGUAGCCGGUGACUGUGUGUGUGUGCCGGGGACACUGAGCUGGCAAUGGCGGGGCGCGCUUCCCGGGCAGGUGAGAGUCCCGAAGUCACACCCUUGUGUGUGCGGGCAGCAGGCAUAGAGGUAAGCUGACAUUUCCUAUAUGACGUAUACCAACACUCCCAAACUUGUGAUGGAUUCAGAAGCCCAUGAGAAAAGGAAAAGUGACUUGGUUCUCUCCGCACCAAAACAAGACCUUAAGCAUCGUAAAGUCAGCAUUGGGGCUGGCAAGCAUUAUCUCUGUGGCUAUUGUGCUGCAUUCACAAACAUUGCAAUCACCUUCCCUAUUCAGAAGGUGCUGUUUCGGCAACAGCUUUAUGGCCUGAGAACCAGAGAUGCUAUUAGACAGUUGGAGAAAGAUGGGAUCCGGAACCUUUACAGAGGAAUAUUGCCUCCUCUCAUGCAGAAAACUACUACUCUUGCUCUGAUGUUUGGCCUUUAUGAGGACUUCUCAAGUCUCUUGCUAAGGCAUACAGAUUCUCCUGAGAUUGUUACACGCAGUGUAGCAGCAAUCCUAGCUGGAACCACUGAAGCUCUACUUACACCUUUUGAGAGGGUUCAGACUUUGCUUCAGGACUACAAACAUCAUGACCGAUUUACAAAUACUUUUCAGGCUUUCAAAGUUCUGCGGCCCUAUGGAAUUAGGGAAUACUACCGUGGCUUAGUCCCUAUCUUGGUCCGGAAUGGACCAAGCAAUGCACUUUUCUUUGGACUCCGCAACCCAAUCAAACAAUGUUUGCCAGAAGCUAAAACUUACAGUGCUCACUUAAUAAUUGACUUUAUUUGUGGGGGAUUGCUUGGAGCCAUGUUAGGUUUUAUGUUUUUCCCAAUUAAUGUGGUGAAAGCCCGCAUGCAGUCCCAAAUUGGAGGUGACUUUACGUCCUUUGGUAAAGUGCUCACAACCAUCUGGACAGAACGUGAUGGAAAACUGACACACCUUUUCCGUGGUGCCCAUCUAAACUAUCACCGGUCCAUUUUAUCCUGGGGUAUAAUCAAUGCAACUUAUGAGCUGCUAUUAAAAUUGUUCUGAGAUGGACCGAUGCUGCCACGUCACUUGUUUUUCUUUACACUAGGGAUCAAAUAAUCACAAAACCAAAUACAAUACAAAGACUGUUCACCACGAAAUAUAACAAUGUAAUAUGAUCUGUGAGAGCAGACAGGUGGUUGCAGAUAUUCUAGUGGGCUUGGUUUUUGGUGAACAAAAGUGCCUGUCUGUCCUUUAUUUGUAAGUGACUUACUCUUUUGCAGACAUGUUGUCAUGUAGUACUACUGCUUAAUGUUGGAAUUACAACUUUUAAAAUCUUAAAUAUCUGGAAAAUUAACCUGAAAUGAGUACAUUAGUCUUAGGAUGCUAUAGUUCACGUGAAAUGCAUUUUGUGUGUGUCAAAGUACUUCUUACCGUAUUAUUAUAUAAACUGGGUGCCAUUUUUUACAACCUAAUUUGUAUAACAGGAACACUGUAAGAAGUUUCUCCACUUUUAAUUUAUUUUGUUGGCCUUUUAUUAUGUGGUGGAAUACAAUCUUUAUUUUGUGCGAGUUUUAUUUCUGUCAGCCUUCACUUUUUAUGUGCUUUUGCCAGAGGACAUAAUACUCAAAUCACGUGGCUCCAGUUGUGAACUAAUUAUUAAAACCUGUGCUACUCCUAAGGGAGGAUUGAGUCUAAACAGCACCCACCUCAUAUACAGCUUCUCAUUUGUCAGGUAAAUAUUAGGUAGGAAUUGGGUUCAAGCUUUCAUGACAGAACUUAUGUUUUCAACCACGUUUGAUCAUAAAAAUAAUUGUGUUGCAGCAUAUAUACGAAAUUAAGUUUGUAUAUUGUAGAGCUAAAACAACUAACCUAAGCUAUGGAAUAAAAUGUAAAUCUACAUUU
Messenger RNA from Pseudophryne corroboree (corroboree frog), 1975 nucleotides. It is a transcript of the gene SLC25A51, whose product is annotated as solute carrier family 25 member 51. NCBI's taxonomy places the organism in Eukaryota, Metazoa, Chordata, Amphibia, Anura, Myobatrachidae. Gene Ontology annotation, cellular component: mitochondrion. The transcript has 2 exons. Bases 209 to 1135 code for a protein of 308 amino acids. The record is from RefSeq and is a predicted model, not a curated record. Gene Ontology annotation, molecular function: NAD transmembrane transporter activity. Gene Ontology annotation, biological process: mitochondrial NAD transmembrane transport.